UUCAACAAAUUUAUUUGUUCUAGGAGGAAAAUAAAAACAAAGAUUUCCAUACAAUUUUUGACGGCUGAUGUAUAAACUUGAUAAAUUUAACAUUCUGAUAAUUUUUAAGCGCUGAAUAUAUCUUUCACAACAGUUUGCAGAUAAAACACAUCUCACACAUCUCUAACGAAUAAUUACAUGGUUCGAUAAAAUUAUAAAUUAACUACAUGACAAAUCGGUGCACACUUCAAUAUAUUUGUUGCAAUAUUUUCUAUUUACUUGGACGAGAAGAUAAUUAUAAAUUUUACAAUUUUCUUGUGUCGGUAUUUCAAAAGAGAGCAGAAUGACGCCAUUAACGCAAAAUAGUAUAGAGGAAGCGUUUGUGAAUAAUGAAGCAUUACGACAAGCAGCUGCGAAUGUUAGUAGGAAUGUCGUCAAAGGCUUUUAUGACAUAUCUCACGUUGUAGAGCAAAUGGGUUUUGCUCUAACUUCUACCACAGUGGAGCAACGUGUUAAAGGAACAAUGUUCCUUUCCUAUGUCCUGCAAGAAAUACCGAAAGAUUACCUUGAUUGUAAACAAUUGGAGUUUAUCAUAACAUUUUACACGGAUCGAUGUAAAGAUCAACACAGUGUGAUACCUGCUGUCAUCGACGGCUUUUGUGCUUUACUUGAAAUGAAUGAAUUGCCAGAAUCAAGUGCGCCAAAAAUUAUGGAAGCAUUUUUUAAACAUAGUAGUUGUCAGUCCCAUCAGCGAGGUGAGAGAGCUAAAUGGUUCAAAAUUUUGAAAGUAUCCGCCGAGCGUUUUGAAAAAGCGUUGAUGCGUAGUGGUACCGAUUUCAUGUUUGGUGUGAUAAAUUCAAUUGAUGGCGAACGUGACCCCCGUAAUUUAGAUUUUGUGUUUAGUUUUAUGCCUGAUUUGCUGAAUCGUUUUCCGCUUUUCCAUUUGGGUGAAGAAAUGUUUGAAAUUUUUGCUUGUUAUUUUCCCAUUGAUUUUACGCCGAGCCGUGAUGAUCCCAGCUAUAUUUCACGCGACGAACUAGCCCACAAAUUAUCUAACUGCUUAGUGGCGGCACCCGAUUUUCUUGAGUUCGUGGUGCCAUUGGCAUUAGAAAAGUUGCAAAGCGAUUUAAUAGUAGCCAAAUUGGACGCAAUCGAGCUGUUGCGCAAAGCUGCACUUAAGUUUUCUACAAAAUCAUUCUCUGAGCAUUUCGAUGCUAUUUGGACAGGACUAAAAACUGAAAUUUUUCCUGGCAGCGACAAUACUGAUAUCGUUACUGCUGGACUUGCCGCUCUGCGAACAAUUUUCGAGAAGGCUCACGCAACACCGGACAUUAGCCACAGCCACCAAACCAAAGUACUUGGCACAAUAUUAUCGCAUCUAACCGACGUCAACCAACGGCUAUACAAUCCAUCUACAGCCAUUGCAUUAGUUUGCGUUGCAGGUGAUCCCCUUUUUGCUGGCGAACGAAUACUUGACACUUUUCUAUUGAAAUUAACUACAAAAUCGGCAAUUAUUGACGGCGAUGGCGAAAAACCAGUUUCUCCAACUGCAACAUAUGAUGAUGAGCAGCGUAUUAAAGUAUAUGGAAUUAUGUCACAACUAUUUAAAAUAACUGCAAUUAAAAAUUGUUUGGAGAAGCUUAAUAAAAGUGUUUGCGAGCAAAUUCAUGCAGAUACUAUUACGGUACUGCGUUUCAACAUUGAUGCAAAUGCCGAAAAACAAAAUGUUGAUUUAAAAUACGCUGCUUUGAGCGUACUGAGCGAGAGUGUACCACAAUUAAGCGAAAAAAAUCGUGCCCUUUUAUACAAAGUACUUAUACAGUUGAUAACACAUAAUUCAUUAGAGCUCGAGUGUGUAGAAUUACUUGAAUUACUUGGUGCUUGCUAUCCAAUUGAAGUACAAUCAAACUGUAUUGAUGUUUUGAUACGUAAUUUCACUAUCUAUGCAAAUUUUGUUAAACGCAAAGUGCUUCAGCACUUAUUGCGUUUGGUAAUACACGCUGCAUUCACUUCCCGUAUACUCAAUUUAGUGUGCCAUUACGCUUUUGAUAAGAAUAUUUCUCAAGAUGUACGAUUAUUAGCACUCGAGGCCAUAAAUAUGUUAUUAAAUAGCGACGACACUCGUCUCAUCGUGGACCUGCAGACCAAUAAUUGCCUUAUUUCCAAGCUGGCUGAAUUAGCCUUGGGCGACACACCAUUGGCCUUGCCAGCCUUGGAACAGAUCGCCGCAGCUUUUAGUCGCAUUGAAGAACAUUUACCGGUUUCGGAACAAUACAUAAUCGCAACGGAAUACUUAUCACAGUUGAAAUUACAGUCAGCCGAACAUUUGUACGUAGCUAAAGGACUGCUAAGUCGAUUGCAUAGAGACAUCAGUCUGGAUGACUUCUUUGAAUGGUUACUGAACGAUUUGACUAUGCAGUCAUUAAGUGGAGAUGUAGUCGGUAAAGACAAGGAAAAAUUGGGUACAGUAGCACGGGAAUUACUCUGUAUUUUGGUUAAUCGGGCCGAGGAUAAUGGAGAAAAUCGGAAACAUCUAAUUAAUCUUUUAGCGCUACUGAAAAAUAAAAUAAAAGAAGAAAACAAGAUGGCUGUAGAGACCAUGGCGUGGUUGGCUAAGGGAUUAGUUAUAUCCGGAAGUGAAGUAGCUGACAACAUUAUUGAAACACUCAUCGACCUAUUGGAACAUCCUAGCUUAAGUGCCGUUGCAACUAGGGCCUUCGAAAUAAUAUCCACGGAAUAUGGUGAAUUGUUUCUACCAAAGGUUAAGUUCCUCUACAAACAGAAACUCUUCCAUACAGUUUUAACAAAGCUAGGUAAUAAAUUGGAAGCACAUUCCGAAAAUUAUUUGGUUGCUUUCAUUUUCGUAUUAAAAACCGCUCCACACGCUGUACAAAAAAUGAACAUUGAUAAGAUUGGUCCUUUACUCUUUAAAUCGCUUGACUGUGAUAACACAACAAUGCUAUGUAUUUCACUUGACAUUUGCCAGCGUUUCGUUACAGCAGGCGAUGAACACUUUCUAAGGCAUUUGAAUCAUAUUAUUCCCAGUUGCUUGCAGUUAUCAAAAUACCAAAAAUCCAUGAAAGUACGCAUCGGUGCUCUAAGUCUUCUACAUGACAUAACCAAAUAUCCUACGCGUGUCCUCUUAAUAUAUAAACUGGACGUGGUGUUGGAGCUGGCGCCUGCCUUAGACGAUCGCAAACGUUUGGUUCGCAAUGCAGCUGUACGUACGCGAAAUGCUUGGUUUUUGGUAGGCUCAAGCGACACCAAUUAAUAUGCGACCAGAUGGAUGCUGCCGUUGCAUAGAUGUUUUCCUCCUUUCUUGUUUGAUUGUUUUCUUUUAGUUUCGGUUUACUUUAAAGUUCAAGUACAGACAAGUACAAUAAAAGAUAGCAUCAACAUAUAUAAAAAUCAAA
Molecule: messenger RNA, 3392 nt
Organism: Ceratitis capitata (Mediterranean fruit fly)
Lineage: Eukaryota; Metazoa; Arthropoda; Insecta; Diptera; Tephritidae
Gene: Mms19
Product: MMS19 nucleotide excision repair protein homolog
Exons: 7
Coding region: 323-3250 (975 amino acids)
Biological process (GO): iron-sulfur cluster assembly
Cellular component (GO): cytosolic [4Fe-4S] assembly targeting complex
Source: RefSeq, a predicted model, not a curated record